Perca fluviatilis (European perch) is the source of this 1595-nucleotide messenger RNA. RefSeq names its product family with sequence similarity 228 member A (gene fam228a). NCBI's taxonomy places the organism in Eukaryota, Metazoa, Chordata, Actinopteri, Perciformes, Percidae. The transcript is spliced from 9 exons. The coding region runs from base 231 to 1238 and encodes 335 amino acids. The record is from RefSeq and is a predicted model, not a curated record.
UUAGGGAAUGCCACUUUAAACCCAGGACGUUUUGGUGAGCUGAAGUCGUCUCGCGCUGAACGCCGCGUUCGACUUUGCUCUCUUGUGAGCCGGUGUCCUGGCAACGGAAAACCUUCAGACGGCAGAACCACCUGCGCGUGAUGAGCUGACCCAAAACCAAAGGAGGUUUACUUCAUUUUGGCUGUUUUUCUUCGGACUUAUAACCCAAACGUCCUCAAGUAAACGAAGGGAUGAGCCCCAAGAAGAACAACAGUGCCAGUGGUGUGAUCACCUUCCACACACCAUUUCAUGUCAGCCUGUUAAAAUCAGAGGAGUGCAUGGCUGUUGGGAAGGACGCUACAGACCGCAGAAAGAGCCCGUCUCACCCGAGCGAGAGGACGAGGAGCAUCAGUAAAUGUGUAAGAGCAGAGAAAAAGGAUGAGUCCUCACCCUCUGGGCCACAGUCGGGAGCCACACAGUACUGGCUCUCUCACACCUCCAUCAGGCGACUGCAGGCAAAGAUGGAGGAUGAUAAUCAACAGGUGAAAGCAACAAUUCAAGCAAUACUGGAUACAGAAAAUGGCUUUAUGAAGUUGGAAAGGUUUCUGGGUCAACGGGACGUAACAGAGCUGAGGAGGAGGGAGCUGCUGCACAAGCGCUGGACUGAGCGUGUGUGGUUUCCCCUCCAGAGGAGAGUGAAGAAACAUGUGUCCAGCUGCAGCCCUGUGGCGGUCAAGAGGCGCCUGAGUUUAUACAGUCACUACCUCCAUCAAUGCAACAGCAAGGGCGUCGUGCUUCUAGAAAGCUAUGAUCUAAGGGAAUACAAUCCGUUUCUUCUCCACAUUAAAAAGCCACACUAUGUGAAGCUCAGUACAGCUGACUUAAAGGACCCAUUGUACCUUCAGUUACAUGAAAGACUGAAGGAGAAGAGAACAGCCCGCUCUUGUGAAGAAGGAUGUAAAAGACAAGAAGAGAAGCUGCCUCAGAGUGAUCGUCCUCUAAGUGAGUCUGUGACGUCUCAGGCCGACAUGCUGCUACACGCCUCAUCUAAUCAUCCGGUCACUGCAUCCAGAAAAACUCCAGUGGUGGAUGAGACUGAAGGAAGGAAGUCCAGCAGAAUCAACACCAUACCAUGCCGCCGCCUCUUUGCAACUGCCACACCAGAUGGAAGGUGCCAUCAGACCAGCUGCUGGUUCUCCAGAUGUCGGCAACAAGCAGCAAGUGUACAACAACUUCAGUCCUCGCCUACAUCCAAAUAAAAUCCACAUUAACCGUAAAUCGUCACUUCUAUUCCCUUCUAACUACCUUACAGUUUUCCCAGGGACACAACAAAGAAAAAACUUUUACUAUAUGUACAUUUUAUUCAUGCCAUUUUCAGGAUUUUUUGGCACACUUAGGGUUAACCUUUGACAUUACAUUGUACAGUAGUGUGCAACAUUGGCCGUGUGCCGGCGUAUGUAUAACAGGGUGUAUGGCUUCAUAUUAACAAAUUCAGACAUGUUGUAAGAGACAAGAGUAAAAUAGUGUAAAUAUGAGUAUUCCAAAAAUCUAACUGUGCCCAUUAUGUUCACAUUUUAGCUGGGUUGUUGGCAACAAGAACACCUUUAUCCACAAUA